Triticum urartu is the source of this 2004-nucleotide messenger RNA. It is a transcript of the gene CSTF64, whose product is annotated as cleavage stimulating factor 64. The record is from RefSeq and is a predicted model, not a curated record. Gene Ontology annotation, cellular component: mRNA cleavage and polyadenylation specificity factor complex. Gene Ontology annotation, biological process: mRNA 3'-end processing. NCBI's taxonomy places the organism in Eukaryota, Viridiplantae, Streptophyta, Magnoliopsida, Poales, Poaceae. Gene Ontology annotation, molecular function: mRNA binding.
CCGAGACCGCGGAAACGUAUUCAGACCAGGCCAGACUCGCUGGAAAUAGCGAGGCAAGCCGCGAACAGCAGCAGCGCACCACCGCCUCCGGUCCCUACCCAGCCGCCGAUGCCGCCACGCGCCGCCGCCGGCGAUCUCAGCUGAGCAUGGCGGCCGCCCCCGCGGGCCCCCAGAACCGCUGCGUCUUCGUUGGGAACAUUCCAUACGAUGCGACAGAGGAGCUGCUCGUGCAGAUAUGCGAGGAAGUCGGGCCCGUGGUCUCCUUCAGACUGGUUGUUGAUAAGGAAACUGGAAAGCCGAAAGGUUAUGGAUUUUGUGAAUACAAGGAUGAAGAGACAGCUCUAAGUGCACGCCGGAACCUUCAGGGUCAUGAUGUUAAUGGUCGUCAGUUACGUGUUGAUUUUGCUGAAAAUGGGAGGAACACUGACAGAAAUAGAGAAAAGGGUCGUGGAGGACCAGGAAUGUCAUCUACUGUUGAUGCUCAGAAACAAUUAACCACAACUCCCGCUGUAGGGGACACCAGCCUUCAUCAGCUUAUUGGUCUUCCACCGGCAAUACAUGCUGCAUCUGUGAUGGCUGGCGUUCUUGGGGGAGCUCAAACUGCAAAUGUACAAAAUGGUUUACCUGUCCAAUUUGGGCUUGGAAAUGACCCUCUUACCCAUUACUUGGCCAGGAUGUCAAGGCAUCAGUUGUAUGAAAUCAUGUCUGAGUUGAAGACCCUAACUACUCAAAAUAACGACCUUGCCAAAAAACUGCUGCAAGGAAUUCCACAGCUUCCAAAGGCCCUAUUUCAGGCACAGAUAAUGCUCGGGCUGGUGACACCUCAGAUGAUGCAGAUGGCUAAGAGCCAACAGCCUUCUAGUUCGUUGGCACAAUCUUCUCACCUCAAUGAAUCAUUUCCGCAGCCAGAUGAUGUGUUACCAAUUGUUCAUAAACCUCCACCAAACCCUAAUGUCAUGCAGGAACAAACUGCACUGCUGCAUAACUUUCCUCAGUAUCAGCAUUCAUCUCAGCCCCCAGUCAAAAUGUUUCCGCAUGGACAUCAGUCUGGGGUGCUGGCACACCCUCCAAUGCUACCUCAGCCCUUCGGCACCUCUUCCAGUGUUCCUACUCAACCCCUUGUAACCUCAGGAGGCUUGAUAUCACAAGUUCAGCCUUCAUUUUUGACACAGCACCCUAGACCACCAGUUAUGCCAACUAAUGUACAGCAACUACCCUUGACCAAUCCUCAUCUCCCCCAGGUUGCUGCUGAACCUGAGAUAUUUCCGAAGGAAAUAAGAUUGCCUGAUCGAGCUAGUCAUCAGGCAGAGUUAGACCAUCCAUCGAAACUGAGAAAAUUGGAGGACGGAACAUUGACGCCAGGAAUUGUAAACAAUAGUCCUGCUAUUUAUACUGCUCCAUCGCAGGUCAUCCCUACUGGACCAUCAGGGAGCUAUAGUUCUGGUGCUGUUAACUUUCAGCAACCAGAGAAUGAAGCGCCUCAGCUCACACAGGACGACGAGUCAGCCCUUCUGCAGCAAGUCUUACAACUGACACCUGAGCAGCUGAGUUCAUUGCCAGUGGAGCAGCAGCAGCAGGUGAUACAGCUUCAGAAGAUGCUAUCAGCUGGUAAAUAGCGGCAUAACACCAGCUGAGUAAGCACAGCGAAAUUGUUAACCUACAUAGUCAAACAUUGAAGAAGGCUCGUCUAGCCACACACACACACACGUAACUUCUCAACUUUGUUGGUAUCUCUGGGCCAUCAGUUUUGCUCCUGAUGAUUGAUUUAUUUGGCAUUCUUUGUAAAGUUGAGGUAAAAAUGUGGUGGCAAAAGAAUUGUGAAGAAAGAUGAUAAUUGUCCAUUAGUUCUGUAACAUUUUAGAAAACAAUAAUCUUAUGAAGAGAGGGAGUUGUAUUUGUGUUCCAGAAUUGUUUGCAGAAUCAGAUUUUUGUUAUGUCUGUUUAUUUCCGACGAUCUGAAAGCUAUUACUGAAGGCACCGGUUGUAUGCAUGACAAAUUUGUUA